Magallana angulata is the source of this 1798-nucleotide messenger RNA. RefSeq lists its product as uncharacterized. Gene Ontology annotation, molecular function: protein binding. The transcript has 4 exons. The record is from RefSeq and is a predicted model, not a curated record. Bases 42 to 1355 code for a protein of 437 amino acids. NCBI's taxonomy places the organism in Eukaryota, Metazoa, Mollusca, Bivalvia, Ostreida, Ostreidae.
GAGUUAAGAUAUGAAUCCAAGUAGUCCACCUUUUGUAAGCAAUGGAACAAAGACGAAUGGCAUACGUACGACCAAUAUUCAUACUUACUGGUUUUCUUGUGAUUUUCACUGGAGCACAGCCCAUCUACAAUCCUCAGAACGAGUGGUCUAAGUGUGACAAUAAUCACCAGAUUCUCAGAGAGAUCAGGAGGGACCUCAAUGAACUGACACACCUAGUCACACAGUUACAGAAAAAGGAACUAGGACUGGUAAACAACAUAGCUUUCUAUGCAAUACUGACGUCAUCAGUGACAGAUAAUUACGUCAGAUUCAACAAUGUGAAAACCAAUGAAGGAGCGGCUUAUGAUAAAACAUCGGGUAUCUUUACAUGUCAAUUAAGCGGAACUUACGUCUUUUCUUGGACCAUUGCCAGCAGCCAGCAUCACCAAACAACAGCUGAUCUCCUCGUCAAUGACGUAUCGGUGGGGUCUACAGCUACAUACUCUCGGGGGUCUGAUAGCGUCUCGAAAGGGUCAAGCACUGGGUUCGUCGUGUAUGACCUUCUUGUCGGUGACAAGGUCAGAGUCAUCCUCAAAGGAACAGCUAUAGAGGAAUUUUCUACAUUUUCGGGUUGGAAACUACAGCACGACACCCCGUCCUUCUAUGCCAGAGCCUCUACUCAUUUGAAAGCUCCUGCUUCCCGUGACAGUGGAUACAAAUUCCAGAGCGUGUUGACCGACAACGAACAUGUAUAUAACCCGGAUAGUGGCGUUAUCACCAUCCCAGAGACAGGGAUUUGGGCUCUGACGAUCUCUGUUGAGACCAUGGGAACGUUUGAUAGUAUCUUCAUAGAGGAAAUGCAUACCAUUCCUAGGAUGUGGGCAUAUGUAAAUGAAGACACAUCGUCCUCUUUGUUAGUUGGGACUUUUUCGUACGGCGACAAACUACCCUGGUAUUCCUUCUCCAACAGCACUCUCUUAGCUACCCGUUCUUCUAUUUCCGGAUGGCUUAUUGGACCAAGCAAGGCGAGACCGACAUUUAUGGCGUCUUCUGACUCCCCCACAUCUUCAUCACCUGCCAAUUUUACCCGGAAAUACAUAGACCUGACAGAUUCGCUCUCGGACACCGAAUUCCGAACUUCAAAAUCCGGUGUAUACUUGGUAUUUUGGAAUACAAUUGCUAAAGAAAUGGUUGUAACAACGCUACUGGUGAAUGGCAAAGAGGCUGGAAGAGCGGCCACGAGUAAAUCACAGCAUUCGUACAAGGAUAACGGAUCGAAUCUCGCAAUCUUACGUCUUCAGAAGGAUGACGUCAUCACUUUUGAAACCAAUACGAGUUCAGAUUAUGUUUCUAUAUCUGGUUACUUUUUGUUUUAGCUAAAUUUUUGAUAUAUGAUGGCUUGUUAUCUGACAAAUCUUAAAUUUCAAUAACUAAUUAAAUGAAAAGGAUGCAAGUUAGAUUAGAUUAGAUUUCCUAUUUUGCCUCGGACAAAAAUGACACUAUUACAUGUAUAUAUUUACAUUCUACUGUGUUUUUCCAUUAAAUUCUGUGAUCUUCAAAUGCCUCUAAAUGCAACAAGUAGUCAAAGGUCAAAUUGACGAGUUUUAUUAUGACGUCACAAACGUUGAACGCUGUAAACUGCAACGUCACAAGCGAAAAUCAAAGUUCACGCUUGUGGCUGUUACUGUGGCUCUUCCAUUAAUAUUAACUUACCCUUAGGAUAAGAUAGUUAUUUUAAGGUAUGAAUCACAUUUGCAGACAAGGCAAGAAGUUAAAAAAAUGUAAAUAUAAGCAUUAAAUCAUGAUUUUUUGAAGUAUA